AAACAACGACCACCAUCAGAAGAUUCUCAUCAGAAAUUGUAGUGGAAUGACAGGAACAGCGAAUAUGGAACAAAUUCUGCCAGCGAAAGAAUAUAACGAUAUGUAUAUCGCCACCUGCGUUCUGCAACAACGGGCGGCCGAAAUAAGGAACCUGAAACCCAAUUGGUCUUCUUAUUUACAGUCUCAAAUGAUAUCGCAAGACGUGUUCGAUUUCAUCAGUGCCUACGAUGUGACCGAUACCAAAAGCCAAUUUUUGAAUGACAAUCGUCUACAGUCGGCAAAGUCCUUCUUCAGUCUAUUGGAACAUAUCUCUGACAAAUCGACAAUACAAUAUGUACUUGUUUUGAUUGAUGAUAUGUUGACCAAAGACCGAUCACGUGUGGAAAUAUUUUUUGAAGAUGCUCUUAAAAAAAAGGAACAAGUGUGUGACAUUUUUUUUAACCUGUUGAUUUCUGAGGAUGGGCUUAUAAAAAAUAUGUCUGCUCAAAUCAUAGCAAAAUUUGCCUGUUAUUCAACUGAUCUCAUCAAUGAAAAUUAUCUUACGUCUUACUUAAAUUGGAUUAAAGUGCAACUGCUAUCUGCUAACAAUGAAUACAUGAAAUCGGUGGUUCGCUUCUUGCAAAGGUUACUUCGUCUUCAUGAAUACAGACUUGCUUUCAUUUAUGUUGAUGGUAUAUCUACUCUUUUGAGUAUAUUAUCAGGGCGAGCCGACAACCAACUUCAAUAUCAACUGAUAUUCUGCGUGUGGCUAUUGACAUUUAAUCCACGCUGGGCUGAACAAUUCAACAAAUUUAAUGUUAUUCCAAUUUUGGCAGAUAUUCUUGGUAAUAUUGAGAGAGAAAAAGUUGCACGAAUUAUAUUUGCUGUAUUCCGGAAUUUAAUUGAGAGACCAGAAGAUAACACUAUUUCCAAAGAACAUUGCAUUGCAAUGAUCCAGAGCAAAGUUUUAAAACAACUUAAUACUUUUAAACAAAGGAAUUUUAAUGAUGAAGAUAUUGUUGAAGAUAUACAAUUUUUAAAUAAACGUCUACAAGCAACGGUGCAAGAUCUUAGUUUCUUUGAUGGGUAUGCAAUUGAAGUAAAAUCUGGCCAAUUAGAAUGGAGUCCUGUGCAUAGAUCAGUACAAUUCUGGCGAGAAAACGCAUCUCGUUUAAAUGAAAGAAACUAUGAACUUUUGCGUAUCUUAGUGCAGUUGUUGGAUACAAGCAGAGACCCACUCGUUUUAAGUGUUGCUACUUUUGAUGUUGGUGAAUAUGUAAAACAUUAUCCCCGUGGAAAAGACAUUAUUGAAAAGCUAGGUGGAAAACAACUUGUUAUGAAAAUGUUAAUUCACGAAGAUGCAAAUGUGUGUUAUGAAGCACUAAUAGCUAUGCAAAAAUUUAUGGUUGUCUAA
Molecule: messenger RNA, 1393 nt
Organism: Metopolophium dirhodum (rose-grain aphid)
Lineage: Eukaryota; Metazoa; Arthropoda; Insecta; Hemiptera; Aphididae
Product: V-type proton ATPase subunit H-like
Exons: 10
Coding region: 47-1393 (448 amino acids)
Biological process (GO): proton transmembrane transport
Cellular component (GO): lysosomal membrane; vacuolar proton-transporting V-type ATPase, V1 domain
Molecular function (GO): proton-transporting ATPase activity, rotational mechanism
Source: RefSeq, a predicted model, not a curated record